AUGCCAUCGGACACCCGUGCACCAACGCCCGAACCUCUUCUCGGGUCGUGGCCGCUCGGGCUCAUUGUCGAGCUUGGGCUGCUGUCCUUUGUGGGCAACAUCGUCUACACUAGCCUGUACUACACCUCAAAGCUGUUCCGGCAUUUCCGCCUGUCGGAGAUCAAGAAACAGCUCAGCGACCUCAUACCUCCUGGAGCCCAGCCGGUGGGACAGUGCCCCGCGACCUACUCGGAAUGGAUCGACUACCCCCGGCUUGGAUGCAGAGCGGACGCUGCACAUGUGACUGAGCGCGCGAGGACAGUGACGUGGAUCCUGUUCGGCGCUGGCGUCUCCGCAGUCGGACUAGUGCUUGUUCGCAAGGCACGCGAUGCCGGCGUGACAUUUUCGCUUCCUUGGGCUCCGAGCCACCCCGAGCCCUCCAACACUAGCCUCAGCAGCUACGACCGGCGCCGAGGAACGCCAGGUCCGAGACCUCCCGGACCGCCCCCGCAUCGCCCGGAGCACCUGCGCAUACCUUGGUGGCUAGAGCCGGCGCUCACACUCCUCGCAGCUCUCUCCGUGUUUGUCUUCCUCCUCAUCGGGUGGAAGCUGCUCACGCAGCAGGGUUACCAGGAGGGUUAUGGCAUGCCCAAGUGCACCCCAGGUCCUUUCGGGACACCCGCAUGGGUGUACGAGUACAGCGGCAGAUCGGCCCAGUGCGUUGACGCCUGGUGGUUGUAUCUUUUAGGCUUCCUGCAGAUGUUCAAUGCUGCAUGCGCUGCAGUCCUAAACGGACUUGCAGUUGUCCUCGUGCGAAAGGAACUUCUCCACGACGGAUGGGACUGGUUGUAG
Messenger RNA from Trichosporon asahii var. asahii CBS 2479, 831 nucleotides. RefSeq lists its product as uncharacterized. The transcript has a single exon. The record is from RefSeq and is a predicted model, not a curated record. NCBI's taxonomy places the organism in Eukaryota, Fungi, Basidiomycota, Tremellomycetes, Trichosporonales, Trichosporonaceae. The coding region runs from base 1 to 831 and encodes 276 amino acids.